CGCAGAUUUCGGAUCAGUCGUUUAGAGCAAAUAAUGCUUGGGUUGGGGGCUUAUCGUCCUGUGUUUUUUUACACGUACGAUCUAGCAUGAGAGGCAAAAGCCAAUUGAUGAGGUCAUAACAUAUUGCAGGCAGGUGUGUUGUUUGACUCUGCACAGUGGUUGGGAGUUGGGUGAUUUUCUUUCUUGUUUCUUUUUAAAAAGCCCGCAGCCCGCCAAAGUUUGGAAGUACCCGGAUGAUAAGCGUGCAUGAUAAAUAAGAUAAGCAAGACAGUGCAAAAUACGCAAGAGACCUUCAUCCUAAACAGGCCAGUUUGGUCAUCUGGGCACUACAGUCAAUACCAUGCAAAAAGCUCUUGUUGUUCUAAGCUUGCUGGGGGCGUCACUGGCAGCCGAUUGGGACUACGACUCCAAAGGGCCUAGCAAAUGGUCGAGUUCCUUCUCACAAUGCAACGGCUCGUCCCAGUCUCCUAUCGACAUUAUAACUUCAAGUGUGGCGUUCGACCAAUCCUUGGGUGAGCUGCAGUUCGUUAACUUUGAUACCAUACCAACCGGUUCCAAAAUCAGCCUCAAGAACAAUGGGCACGCCUUCCAGGUAAACAUGCUUUCUGCCGGAACUUUCACCGUUAGCGGAGGAGGACUGGGCGCAACUUAUUCUACAGUUCAGUUUCAUUUGCAUUGGGGAAGCAAAAACGAGCAAGGCUCGGAGCAUCUGAUAGACGGAAAAGCUUUUGCCGGCGCGGUUCAUAUCGUGAGCUAUAACACCAAGUAUCCCAACAUCAGCGCGGCGGUCGACAAGAGUGACGGACUAGCAGUGGUGGGCAUAUUACUCAAGGUUGGAACCGAGUCCGCCGCACUUAAGAAAUUUAUGGAAAACAUAGGCAGUGUUACUAAAGUAAAUACUUCCGAUGAAUUCGCUCAACCGGCCAAACUUGGUGAUCUGCUGCCUAGCAACAAGGAUUUCUACCGUUACCAAGGCUCCCUGACCACACCUGGUUGCCAGGAGAGUGUCACCUGGUCUGUGAUGGCAAACCCGAUAACCGUAUCCGAGGCGCAGUUGACGAUAUUACGUGGACUGAAACAAAAGGAUGGGGUGGCAGUGAUACAAGACAACUUCCGUAACACAAUGCCGUUAAACGGAAGAGCUGUCAAGUCCAACUUCAAGGCACCCACCAGCACACCACCUCCACCUGUUACUACCCAAAGGGCAGGCGCACGCUCUGCGCUGGCUUGCAUGGCUACCGCUGGCUUGGUUGUACUGGCAGCCCUGAUGAUUUAAAUGUUUUCUUACAUAAUUUACUUUUUUUUUGUUGUAGUUUAAGCAUACAGUUAUCAUGAUGUUCGUCUUAGCACGUAACUAAAAAGUAUGCAAAAGAACAAGAUGAAAUAAAAAAUUAGCAUUGGGAAUUUUAUUUCACAAAACACGUUUAAUCCUUUUUAAUGUCAUACGUGUGUAGCUGUUUUAAUUGUAAUAAAGGUCGUCACUAAG
This is a messenger RNA of Nematostella vectensis (starlet sea anemone), 1486 nucleotides long. RefSeq names its product carbonic anhydrase. Gene Ontology annotation, cellular component: plasma membrane. Bases 341 to 1276 code for a protein of 311 amino acids. Gene Ontology annotation, molecular function: carbonate dehydratase activity; zinc ion binding. The transcript is spliced from 9 exons. NCBI's taxonomy places the organism in Eukaryota, Metazoa, Cnidaria, Anthozoa, Actiniaria, Edwardsiidae. The record is from RefSeq and is a predicted model, not a curated record.